Messenger RNA from Candida dubliniensis CD36, 2196 nucleotides. RefSeq lists its product as uncharacterized. Bases 1 to 2196 code for a protein of 731 amino acids. The transcript has a single exon. Lineage: Eukaryota; Fungi; Ascomycota; Pichiomycetes; Serinales; Debaryomycetaceae. The record is from RefSeq and is a predicted model, not a curated record.
AUGUAUUUAUUACGAUCAUCAACUAGGAAUUUAUUAAGACAUUCUUAUUGUUUGGGCCAUUAUAGAAUCAAUCAACGAUCAUUUCAUCAAAGUACAACCCUACUAAAAGAUGAAAAAACUAAAGAAUUACUCAAGAAUUUAGGGUUGAAUUUACAAAAAGGUACAAUUAAUAGAUCAAAUAAAACCAAGGACAAUAAAACAAAUAGUUCCUCUAUUAAAGAUGAAAAGAUAAAUGACACUGAAAAUGAAAAAGAUGAAAGUGUUACUAGAAUAACUGAAAAUGAUAAUGAAGAAGAUAAAACUGACAACCAGUUGGUCACUACCACUACUACUACCACUACUACAGAUAUACCACCUGAUCAGCAAGAAGUCGAGUUGAAAUCAACUAUUCCAAACGAUGCUAACACUAAAACAAAUUCACAUGGAAACAAUGGACAGACAGAUUCAAAUGGUGUUAAUAACAAUAACAAGAAAAAAAAUUCUGAACCAAUAAAGAAUAAGAAACUGGGGAAAAAUAAACCAACAACAACAACAACCAAUGAUGAAAACAUUAUUCAUGAACAACUUAAAAAUGCCUUUGUUACUGUUGCAUUAAUGACUAAUAAAGAGUUUUUAGAACAAAUUGCAUUAGAUGGUCGAAAUUUCCCAUUUAAACAUUUCAAAUCAGAAUAUUUAAUUGAUCGUCAAGAAAUAUUACGACAAAUUCCUGAUAUGAUUAAUAUUUUUAAUAUGAAAGAUAUGGAAAAAGUGGAAGAAAUUUAUCAACAAUUAUCACAAUUAGAUAAUGAUAAAUCUAUGCAUUUACAAUUUUUAAAACAAUCAUUUAUAGAUUAUAAAAAUGAUUUAUUAUAUUUGGAUCAAUUUUUAAGAGGAAUAAAUCUGAAAUUUAAACAAUAUCGUCGAGGUGAAGUUCGAUAUUUUUUCGUUUAUCCUACAGUUUUUGAACAUGUUCAUGAUAAAAUUUUACAUCAAUAUAAUGUUGUUGGAUAUGAUCGAAGUUUAUUUGGAAUGCCAUUACACCAACAACAACAAAAGAAUAAAGAUAGGCUUGUAUUGCCCCGUGAAUUUAUACAAGAUUUGCCACAAUUUGAUAAUAUUAUUGAAUUGAAUAAAAUUGAUGCUGCCUUGGGGUUUAAACUCGUUGAAGAAAAACAAUCUGGUAAAUUGGUUGAUUCACUUUGGGAUCCUCGUAUGGUUAAACCUUUAAAAGAAUUACAAAAAGAAUAUCAGGAAAGAUUCAAUGAACAAAAAAAGAACCAGACCCUGAAGCAACAAAAACAACAGCCACUUAAAUCUAAAGGAAAAUUUGAUGGGAAAACUCCAAAAAAAUAUAUCGUUAUAAAGAAAGGUGGUUAUAGACAAAUUAAAUUAAAAGAAACAAGUUUACAAUAUAGUCCAGUGAUAAGAAGAAUUGAAGAAGAAAUUGAAAUGAUGAUUAAUGAUUUAAAUAAACAAAUUAAAACCACUUUAGAAUCAGAUAAUAUUAAAGUAUUAAUCCCUAAUGAUAAUGACAAACAAAUGGUUUCUAACUUUGCUUCUUCUCCUUCAAAAAUUAAAACCAAUCAUCAUGAAAUUGUUUUCAAAGAAAAGAUGUAUCAAGGUUAUAUAGUUUCUGUGGAACGGAUUAUUCUGAAAAAUUUCAAUAUUUUACCAAAUUAUGCUGUUUUUUAUCAUGGAACAAAUUAUCCUCCAAUUAUUAAACGGAAAUUAUUAAAUCAUAUUUUUAAAAUAUUUUUAAUUAAUAUUAAUGAAAAAUUUGAUUAUUUACAAAAAAUUAAAUAUUUAACUCAAAGACAACAAUUGGAAUUUCAAAGGAAAUUAAUUAAACAAAUUAAAUAUAUUAUAAAAUUCAAAUUAUCUCGAUAUUUUGAUAAUAAUACUUUGAAUCAAACAACAAAUUCUUUAAGAUUAAAUAAUUGGAAUGUUUUCAAUCAUGAAGAAAAUAACUCAUAUGAUAACAAUAACCAAUCAAAUGAAGGAAAGAGUUGUCGUGAUAAUGCCAAUAAUGAUGAUGAUGGUGUUCAUGCAGUGAUUUUUAAUCCAUAUACUGAUAAUUGUUUUAAACGAAUUUAUUGGAUUUCUUCUCCAUUCCCAUCAUCAAUUAUGAAAAGACAAAAUAUGAAUUUAAAACGGAAAUUUACAAAGAUAAAAUUUAAAACAAUUGAUGAACGUUAUAUUACUACCACUAUUGCAUGA